GGGCGGGGCGUCGGGGGCGGGGGCCGCACGGCCGGUAGAGCGGCGUCCGCGGCUGCAGCAGGUCGGCUCGCGGCAGGCUCAGGCCGGGCGCCGGCAACCUCGCGGGGUGGGCAAGCAGGGCACCCCCUGCCUGGCAGCCUGCGCCCGGGGGAGGUCGCCUGCGCGCGGCGGGGCCAGCAGCAUGAGCAGCGGCUACAGCAGCCUGGAGGAGGACGCCGAGGACUUUUUCUUCACCGCCAGGACCUCCUUCUUCAGGAGAGCGCCACAGGGCAAGCCCCGCUCCGGCCCUCAAGAUGUGGAGAAAGAGAAGGAAACCCACAAUUACCUCAGCAAAGAGGAAAUCAAAGAGAAAGUUCAUAAAUAUAAUUUAGCAGUCACAGACAAACUGAAGAUGACCUUGAAUUCCAAUGGGGUUUACACUGGCUUCAUCAAAGUGCAGAUGGAACUCUGCGCACCUCCCCAGACUUCGCUGAAGCCUGGAAAACUCACUCCUGGAUGCAAUGACUGCAUGAACACACUUCACAUCAGCAGCACAAACACUGUCGGCGAAGUGAUUGAGGCCCUGCUCAAAAAGUUUCUCGUGACUGAGAGCCCCUCCAAGUUUGCACUUUAUAAGCGCUGUCACAGGGAGGACCAAGUCUAUGCCUGCAAGCUCUCAGAACGGGAACACCCCCUCUACCUGCGUCUGGUGGCAGGACCUAGAACAGACUCGCUUAGUUUUGUUCUUCGUGAACAUGAAAUUGGAGAGUGGGAAGCUUUCAGCCUUCCAGAACUACAGAAUUUCUUGCGCAUCUUGGACAAGGAGGAGGAUGAGCAGCUGCAGACCCUGAGGAGGCGCUAUGCAGCCUACAGACGCGAGCUGGAGGGGGCCCUGAGCCGGGCCUGGACACCCGGCUAGCCGGGCCCUGCCCGGGCUCUGCAGACCGAGGACAGUGCAGAUGGUUCUGCCCAUGCUCCGGCCUCCCCUUUUGUCUCUAGGCCUAGUUUUCCACACUGGCCACAGCACCCAGCACCUUCAGCCUCCCGCACGCAGUGCCUGCCAGUCCACUGCGUCACCGUACAUGGAGUCUGCCAGUGGGCUCUGUCACUGCCUGCAGAGCCUCCCAGCCUGAUGCGUCACCGUACACGGGGCCUGCCAGCCCUCUCCGCCACCACACGCUGUGUUGCCUUGGCUGCUGUGCACCUGCUGUCUCUGGAGCAUCGUAGCGGGCUUGGGAGCAUGAACUCUGGAGUUUUUUGGUCUGUUUUUUGUCCUUAAUUUUUUUUUAGUUAUUUUAAUUAUGUGAUGAUAAUGGUAAGCUUAAGGAUGUGCAAAUGAUUUUUUAAAAGCUUAACUAGGAACCUCUCUGAAUACUUGCCCUAUUUUGAAACUACCUGUUUUUUUUUUUAAUGUCAGAGGAAUCUAUCCAUGUGGAUCGAAAGGCACAAGAAGCUAGGAACUCUAAGGAAUCUGUGAAGGAUUUUGUAGCAUUUGGACAAAGAAAGUAAAAGCAAGUUUGAAAGAAGGCAGGUGUAGCGUGGGGAGCUCAAGGCCGGGAAGGCGGCCUGGCUCGUAAGUGGAAGGUGGAGGAGAAAGGGGUAGUUGCUUGUGAGUGAAUUAAAAGCGUUCAGUGGUGAGAUGCUAAACUCAUUUUAGGGAUGUUUCAUUUCCUGGUGGGUAAACUGUGGGAACAGAGCCAAAGAGCACAAGCUAAACCAAAAGGAAGGACCCAUGGACUCUGCAGCCGACCAGAGAACCAAGCAGGUAGAACCUCGAAACGUGGGGGUGGGGCCCCGCGGCUGCCUCUGCCCUCUGGGUGGAAGAAGCUUCUCGGCACAGGCAGGGCUGGGACCUUGUGCUGAGUUGCAUUCAGCGUUUACGCAGUUGCCCCCAGAAGUUGGUUUCAAAGUUGAAAAGCAGCUGGGGAGGGGCAGCUGUUUUCACAUGGACUGUGAGCUGGGGGGUUUGUGAAGUAAAAGGCUCACAGCUCCCUUCUGGACAGUCGUCCCUCCCUUCCAUUUCUGUUUUCUUGUCGUCUCCCUCCCACCCCUGAUCCCCGUCCCUUCCCUCCUCUCUUCCUUCUUGCUUUCUCUCCUCCUCACUUCUCUUUCUCCCUUCCUCUUAUACUUAGAGGCUGCUCUUCCCUCACCUAGAACAGGGAUGUUGGGUCAAGACCCAGUCCAGCCAGGCCUUCAGCUCUGGAGGACGGCUGUGUGUGGGAGGAGAGUCCACACCUGGCUGACCACACCUCAGGGGCUCACUGUGGAAAUACUUUAACAAAGUACAUGUUCCUGCCAUCCAAAGAGGUGCAUGUGUGGUGACAGAAGCCUUCCUUGAAACAGGCUAAACAGCCCCAUUUUGUGCAGCCAUUUAUCCGAGACCAGAGGGAAAGGGCUGCUGUGGUUCCAAAGGAGCUGUACAUUCUGUUUGUAGUCUGGGUGUUUUUGUUUAUAAAUUCCCAAGGAAUUGUUGACACUUUGGUGACACUUAACGGAUUCUUUUUGAAAUUCCAAGGUGCUUCCGUUCUUCACCUCUGAAGAGAACUGUGCCUUUUAUUGGCUUUCUGUCCCUCUCGGUGGCUCGCCCCAUCUCGUGGGAGGCAGAUUCAAGUGUGGGCCUUGCUGUGCCACAGUCUGCCGAGACAAUCGUAUCUUCCUCAGCUUUUAGGAAGAGCUGGGGGGUGGGGUGGGGGCAGAUAGUAGAGCUAGCUUAUAAAAUAUGUAUGGCACGUCUCAUUUAACUGUGCAUGGGACCUCUUAGUGCAUUGAUGGGGUUUUAGUGACACUGUCACCCAGCACCUGGCCCUCAUUGUUCAGGGAGUGCCUUCGUGGUUUUAUACUGGUUUUACUAUUCAGAUUAUGGCUUGCGUUUGAGUAUACUGCUGUCAACCACCUGGUCUUUUAAUUACUUACUCCAGCAAACUUAUGUUUUGUGAAGCAUUUGCUUCUCAGAUUAAGACACUGUUAGAACCUAAAGUAGUAGCUGAUGGGGAUCUGUGAAUUUUUUUUUUUUUUUUUUUUUUUUACUUGAAGUAGAUUGUCUAAAACAGGCAUUCUCAUCUGUAAUUUACCCAGAACCUCACUCAUGGUCACGUGCACUGCAGGUUACAGUUUGUAUAUGAAUCUCUCAGUUUGUGGUUCGUGAAGACUGAUAUUCUUUCCCAAACACUGGUUACUGCAGCAGCAUUUUUAAUGUGUAAAAGAAAAAAAAAGCCACUAAGGCCAAACAUUUUUAAAAAAUCCUUGUACAACUCCUUACAUUAAACUGUCUAAGCUUUGCUGCACCACGGUUCUCUCUGCAGUGUGGCUGGGACAGGGUGUGCUAACCAGAGGGCUGGUGUUGCAGAAGAGCAUUUUAAAUCGCAGGAGUAAGGAACUUAUAAUAUUUAUAAUUUUGAUGAGUUUAUUUUUAUAGGGAAGAUUUUUCUCCCCUAAAUUGUUUCUGGAAUGGCAAAAUUAUUCCCAUUAUUAAAAAUUAAAGUUA
This is a messenger RNA of Nycticebus coucang (slow loris), 3463 nucleotides long. RefSeq names its product Ras association domain family member 3 (gene RASSF3). Gene Ontology annotation, biological process: signal transduction. The coding region runs from base 182 to 898 and encodes 238 amino acids. NCBI's taxonomy places the organism in Eukaryota, Metazoa, Chordata, Mammalia, Primates, Lorisidae. The record is from RefSeq and is a predicted model, not a curated record. The transcript has 5 exons. Gene Ontology annotation, cellular component: cytoplasm.